This is a messenger RNA of Cinara cedri, 349 nucleotides long. Lineage: Eukaryota; Metazoa; Arthropoda; Insecta; Hemiptera; Aphididae. The record is from the annotation of a GenBank genome assembly.
AUGCCGUUUAAAAGACUUUGUCAUUUUAACGAAAAGUUGCAAAAUGAUUUCCCAUUUAUUAAGAAACUUAAAUCUACUGACGAUUUCAAUGUACAGUAUACAACUUACCAUGUAACUUUUCCAGUAAGUCAUGGUGGACGAUCGGAUAUAAACGAUCACCUCAAAACGCAAAAACAUAAGUUAGCUACAAUGACAUCGGUCCAAUCUGGUAAAGUUUCCAACUAUUUUUCUGCAUUGGUUCCUACUGAAAGUAAAACUAUGAAGUCACAUGAAUGGCUCCGAUUAAAAUCAGAUUGGAGAAGUCAGAUAUUGAUACACUGCCAAGAUCGGAGGGAUUUAUCUAAAAUAA